GCUGAGUGCGCCGAGUACGCAACGCAGUAAAGAAUCGCGCGCGAGGCCAGCCAGCGCGGUCCAUCGGCGCCAGUAAUCGCCACUUAAUCGCGCCCGCGACGGAAGUGCGAGUACUACGAUUCCGCGUUCGCGGACCGCUGUUUUUCCUCUGCCCGUCUCCCGCAGUCUACCACCGUCGUGGUGUCGUGGUGAACCUCGUCGCCGUCGCAUCUCACCCGUGCCCGUGCUCGUCGUCGCAAGUCUCGUCGAACGACGAACAACGCGCCAGCCUCGCAGAUAUACAUAUAGCAUGUUGAUUCGUGCAGCAGAUGGACAAAGUUCAUUGUAUUAAAGACUCACAAUCAUGGAAGGCUUCAAUGAAGAUAUUAAAUUAAGCGACAUCCUUGACGUCAUUCAAGCCACCGAUCCUGAGUCUAUCGUAGCAAUGGACGAUCACAUUCAGCAACCGCACGUUGAGAUUUUAGAGCAGCCGGCCAGUAAAGCGCUACGAUUUCGCUAUGAAUGCGAGGGCAGGUCGGCCGGCAGUAUACCCGGUGUCAACAGUACACCGGAGAACAAAACUUUCCCUAGUAUACGAAUCAUGGGCUACCAGGGUCGCGCUAUGGUGGUUGUGUCCUGCGUAACAAAAGACCUCCCGUACAGACCUCAUCCACACAAUCUCGUCGGCAAGGAGGUGUGCAAGCAGGGUGUUUGUACGGUAGAGAUUCCGUCGGGAAAUAUGGUUGUUACCUUCUCGAAUCUGGGCAUUCAGUGUGUGAAAAAGAAGGACAUCGAAGAGGCUCUCAGAGUGCGUCAGGAGUUACGAGUGGAUCCCUUUCGAACUGGUUUCGACCACAGGAGACACCCGACUCAAAUAGAUCUCAACGUGGUGAGAUUAUGUUUCCAAGUUUUCUUAGAAGGAUCGCAGAAAGGAAAGUUUAACAGGCCGUUACAGCCCAUUGUGUCUGACCCUAUUUACGAUAAAAAGGCAAUGGCAGAUCUUGUGAUUUGCAAAUUGAGCCAUUGCAGCGCAACGGUUGCCGGUGGCAUGAAUAUGAUUUUGCUGUGUGAAAAAGUCGCGAAAGAAGAUAUACAAGUGAGAUUUUUUGAGGAGAGAAAUGGGCAACUAGUCUGGGAAGGAUACGGCGAUUUUCAACCGACGCAUGUACAUAAACAAACUGCAAUAGCAUUCAGAACGCCUAGCUACCACAUACAACAAGUAGAAGAGCCGGUGCAGGUGUGCAUCCAGCUUAGAAGGCCGUCGGACAAUGCUACGAGCGAACCUCUACCGUUUCAGAUGUUACCGCUAGGUACAGAUUCGAGGCGAAAGAAACCAAAGCCAAACCCCAUAUUUCCAAGCCGUGUAACGGAAAUUCAGCAGCAUCCUAGGAAUCCACCACUUAAUAUCAUCAAAGCCGAACCGGAGCAGAUACCGUCAUUCGGAGGUCCAAGUACAAGUGCGAGCGGUUUCACUCCACUCCUAAGAUCGUCGCCGCAGCCGCCCAGCAAUAUGCAAACCUUAUGGCCUCAAGUAUCACCGGGAAGUACAUCCCCUAUGGAAUGUGACCCUACCUAUAACUCGCCUUUUUUACAACAAUCAAUGAUGCAAUCACCAAAUAUGUCGGUAACGCCGAACGUUCAAUUUCCAUAUCAGUUGCAGUUACCAGAUCAACUGUUACAUCAGCCUGAACUAAACUUGCCGACAUUAAACAGAGUUACGCCAGAAAAUCAAGGCGGAUUACAGCCGUUAAAUGAUAUCGGCACUGCAGGAUCUCCAUGUCUGCUAGACUUGGACAGUCAGCAGUUCAACUCCGCUGAUUUCGCGGAUUUUGGAAACCUCUCCGCAAACUUGUCAACUGGAUUAUCCAUCUCCGAUUGUAUACAACCUGAGACCAGCAACGCCGAAGAAAGAGAAACUAACGAGCGUAUUACUUGGAUCAAUCAGGAACUCUCCGCUUUGAAUAAAAUACUCAAAGCUAAUCAAAAAAACGACGGCUGAAGAUACAACUUUUUUUUUUCUUUAACCGUUUCGACGUUUCGCCGCUCUUUGAUAUGUUUUGUUAUCUUCUAUUGUGACGAUGUCAAUUUUAUUUGUUAGUGUCGCACAUGUGAUGGCAAGUUCGAGAUUCGAACUUGGACCUUCUGAUUGAACUUUGAUUGCUCUAACAUUGAGCUAUUCGUCAUCACAGGACAUAACUAAAACAACUUAUUUUCAAAAAAUAUGAUUUCGCGUCAAGUAUAUAUAGUACAUAGAAAUUAUUAGAGAGAGAAAGAGAGAGAGAGGGAGACAGGCGCUACAGCGUAUCUUUUAUUCGAAUAAUAGCCUUGUUGGUAGAAAUAAUGUACAUUUUUAGACAGUUGUUAUUGGCUAAAUUGGUCAGCGAAAUUACGGUUAAGAAACUCACGUUUCAGCUACAGUUUUAUACACGUGCUCUCUUCACUGCCUUUGAAGAAAUCAAUUGAGUUAAUUAUUUCUUAUAAGAAAUGAGCUGAAAGAACAUCACAUUAAACAAGAGCAUAGAUAUUAGACAUAAACUUAUUUCGAUGCUCAAUCUGUAUCUCGUUUAUAUCUACAUUCAAUUUAUACAUUGUUUAAGGAAAUGUAUAAACUUUUAUGGACAAUGAACAAAAGGAGACGCUCUGCUCUAGGCUAAAUAUAUAUAUAUAUAUAUUAUCGGUACGCAAUUGUUAUAUACUCAUCGGCGAGCAUUAGCUGAAACAAUAUUAAUACGGAAUCUUGAUAUUUAAUUGCUUUAUGUGAUAGACAAUUUAUCUGAUAUAUAAUUAUAACAAUAUAUAAUCGGCGUUUAUCUAUCCAAGAUAAAUUGUUCGGUCGGUGAUCUGAGACCGACCGAAUUGUGGCGCGAAGCAUUCGUUUUGCCGACGUUACAACAGAUUGAGACGUUAUUGAAGCUGCAGCGUUUGAUACGAAAUAUUGAUUGCGUGGUGCGUGAGGUAAUGCUCUGUCUGUGAUCAAAGUUCAUAACUUGUUUUUCAUACGUAUAUAUAGAUUGUACGAUAUUCGUCGCGAACAAAUGCGAAUUGCGCGCAAUAAUGCAAAACGCAGAGGAAAUUCGCGCCGAAGGCGGGAAAGGCCGUAAGACGGACAGGCUCGCGCGGGCGAAAUACUGUAAAUUAUUAGAUUAGACGUAAACAUUCGCGUGCGUACUCUAUGCUUAUUCUGUUACUGCACUGUACUUUAUCCUUGUUGCACAAUUACGUUUCUACAAAAAAAAAAUCGCACUUUGUACAAAAUUAAACAUUUUUGACGUAUGGUCGGUUGUAUUUAGGAUUAACGCGUCGACUUACUCAAAGAAAAAGCGUAACGGAGGGUGUUGAGAGGUGUCGAGAGAUCGACAUACUCGGAAAAAAUUUUUCGCUUGAACGUUCCGUCCAGGUACUUCGUUUUACAUAUGUUUCACAGGCGCUUUAUUUAAGAGUAAAUGUAAAAGUAUAAGAGGAAAAGUGCAAUUCUCUAAUCUACCGAACAAUUUUUAUUAGAUUAAGUAACAUAGCGAUGACAUUGUUUUGAUGUAAAAUAUAUAUUUUUACAAUCACCUCAGGUAAUUUAUUAUAUAUAUAUUGUAACGUGCAGGAAAUGUUAUAAGGAAUCAUCUUAUAUCUAAAAACUAUAUACUUUAUUAUUUGCCAUAUACCUGUAAUGUGUAAAUAAAAAGUUGUUAUAAAUAUAAGAAAGUGUACGUGUAUGUGUGUGUGGCAUUUGGCUUUAACAAUCUCGCAUAAAUUCCAUGAUUUUUAUUGCUGUUUAUACAUCGUGUGUCAUGGGUAAAAUGUGUCCCUUGAUGAAAGUAUCGUCAUCAGGCGGAAAUGAUCGAAAACGCAAUGGGGGGAAAAAAUGAAAAGAUUGUAAAACGAUACAUACACGCAUCGAUCCUUAGUUUAAUGUAUCGGAUCAUUUUGUAAGCACUUAAUAUCCUGUUUAAAAGAUACAACAAAAGUGUGCAUAUUUACAGUUACGACUGCAUAUUUACAUAACAUCGAUCGAUAAGUAGCGCUCUCGUGUACUUAGCAUGAAAAAGUCGGCAGUGAACGCUUGGAUUAUCUCAAUGUAAAAAUGUAGCUUACAUACAUGUGUAUAUAUACGGCAUACAACUGUCGUAUACAUAAAUACCACUACAUUACAAUCUUUCUCAGGCGGCGUCCCUGAAUUGCACAAAUGUAUUCGCGCAAGGAUGCCGGCGAUACAUUAUGCAAGUAUAUAAUUCCGCAGAGACAGAGCGGGGAGAAGAAGAAGUAAAUUCGCUUCACACACAUGUGAAGAAUAAAAAAGCCAUCCGUGUUUUGUUUUUCCAAAAUGUAUUUACUUAAAAAUACAAUGAAAGUUUCAGUUUCUGAUGGAAUGGGCAGAAAUAUAUAUAGUCUGUGGUGUGUCGGUUACUUGUUAUUACGUUGAGAGAGAGAGAGAUGAUGCAAAAAUGGUAUCCUGUACAAAAGUAGCUUGAACAAGACUUAUGAACACACAAACCAAAUUCUUAGCCUAGGAUUUUUUUUUUUUUCGUUUACGUUAAAUCGUGUGACACACACUUAUGUCGUUUUUUUUUUUAUUUAUUUUAUAUCAGAUUUGAUGUCUUAGAAUUUCCUUUUCAUGCUUACCUAACGAACGUAGGGGUGUAACGGUACGUGUGGGCGAUCAGCCUGAUUGAUUGUAAGACCCGUUAGCACCAGUAAGUGAAUUUCGCGAGUCGCGUCGAGUA
This is a messenger RNA of Wasmannia auropunctata (little fire ant), 4694 nucleotides long. Its product is annotated as embryonic polarity protein dorsal-like. Bases 344 to 1978 code for a protein of 544 amino acids. Gene Ontology annotation, cellular component: cytoplasm; nucleus. Gene Ontology annotation, molecular function: DNA binding; DNA-binding transcription factor activity. The record is from RefSeq and is a predicted model, not a curated record. The transcript is spliced from 12 exons. NCBI's taxonomy places the organism in Eukaryota, Metazoa, Arthropoda, Insecta, Hymenoptera, Formicidae. Gene Ontology annotation, biological process: response to cytokine; canonical NF-kappaB signal transduction; regulation of transcription by RNA polymerase II.